AAAAGUGGGGGGCAAACAACCCGUUCCCAUGGUGACAAGUCCUGCCUUCCACUGUGCAGCAGGCUGUGAGAGGGGAGGCAGGAGGGUGUUUUUUUUUUUUUUUUUCUUUCCUUUUUGUCGGUUUUCCUUGGAAAGACAUAAGUCGGGAGGUUUUUUAUUGAAGAGGGGCAGGUAAACCGGCCAAAAGUUUUUCAACGCGUAAAAAGAAAAAAAAAAACAAACCGGGAUUUGCGCCGUCGCAGAGGGAUUAUAAAGUGUCAGCAGCCAUGGAUGUGAGGAGAAAGUCGGAGGUCAGUGGGCUGUUUGCAGACAAACAUGACUGCCAACAAGAGUUCGAAGGCUGUGCCUCGUGCAGGAGGGGGUAAAGCUCCCCGGGAAGUCCCUGACAGGUGCCAGUCUACAUCCCCGUGUCCUGUUCUCUCUGCCAUUCAGGGGCAGAGCCAGCAGCCUCUCCUCAGCGACAGUGAAGCAGGGAGGCAGAGCAGGUACGUCAGGACCGACGGCAGGUUCCUGGUACGUGCUGGCUGGAGCAGCAAGGCCACCAGCCUGUGCGGUAGUGCAUCUCUCACAGGUGACACUGACUCCCAAGGCCGUCUCACAAAGGCAAAAAGCAUCAGCUGCCUGGACAAUAGGCUCUCCAUCUAUAAGCCCCAAGCUCAACCCAAGUUCUGUCAGGAAAGUCAGGAGCAAAAGGAGAAACAAGGGGAUCUCUCUCCGGGAGAUGGACUCAAUGGUCGGCCCUUGAGUUGGAGCACGCUGUCACUGGGACCUUCCUCUAACCAAAGCCACAAACGCACCCUCUCACUCACCCGCUCAGUAGCAGGUGUUCCCCCCACCACAAUCCGCAAGAAGAUCUCAGAAUGGGAGUGCAGAAGGGUGGCUCUGCCUAGGAUGAGCUUGUGUCUAGAUAAAAGAGGAGCAGAGCGUGUAGGGGGCAGUGAGGGCUGCCCCAGCCUGCUCUCUUCUCCGUGUAGCGAGAAAACUUUUGACUUUAAGGGGAUUCGCAGGAUGAGCACGGCUUUCUCAGAAUGCUCCUACACAGAGGAAGAGGAAGGAGUUUCAGAGAAAGACGGCGUAGGUCGUUUUCAGAAAAGGAUGAACAAGCCCGAGUCCUCGGGAACAUUUGUACGUUCCCUGUCUGCUCGGAAGGAGACAUCAGCAGUCCUCAACAGGAUACAAAAGAUAGAGCAAGCCCUGAAGGAGAAUCCAAACCCAUCCCCUCCACGUUACCUGAGUAAUUGCUAUGCUCCAGACAAGACAAGACAAAAGUCUUUUGUGAUUGGAGAUGACUUUGACAGUACAUGCACCAGUAAGCGCAGCAGCAUUUGCUCAGUUGCCACUGAACCAGAUGCUGUUUUGGUGUCUGAUAAGCUCUCGAAACUCCGACAAAGGUUUAGUGUGAGCUCAGUCAGGUCUGAGAGCCCAGAACCACCCAGCCAACAGACCCCCGUAGGCACACCAGUCAACCCAUUACCUAAACCCAAACGCACUUUUGAGUACGACGCCAAAGGAGACCAGAAGGGCCUGUUACCAGCCAAUGGACUACCUCCAAACAGAGCCUCGGAGUCUCCCCCGCCUCUUCCCUCGACGCCUGCACCCAGCAUGACACGAACGGUCAAGACAGAGGGGAGCACCCCAAUGAGACUCCAGGACAGAGAGUCGUGUGAGUCAGAGGAUGCUGUGAGUCUGCCAUCUUCCUAUCCGUCCUCACCUACAGAGAAUGGCACAGUAACCGCAGUCACUAGGAGUCAACCCAAUUCCAAAAGCACUUUAGAGGAGAAUGCAUAUGAGGACAUCGUAGAAAAGGAGAACCCAUAUGAGGAUGUUGACUUGAAGCGGAAGAGUUUGGGUCGGAAAUCUUGUCUGGUGGCGGAGAGCAGCCGAUCCUGGACCACCAUGGACAGGAAGAGGAACUCUCCACCUCAGGUAGGAAAUUUGAAUCGGCAAUCUGAAGCGUGCAAAUUGCGGACACAAACACUGAAAACUACUAUAUAUAAAAAGUUGCCUUCCAAACCCAGUAGCCAGUCCCUUCGCCUCCCUGGGCCGAGUGACAGGAAAAGCCAUCGGCUAUCACAGUUGUCAAAACGCUACAGCCACGAUGAAAUGCUGCUUCUCCCUCAGCUGGGUUUAUCGCCUUCACCUUGUGGCCUGCUGGAUGAUAACCUCUGCAGUACCAGUGAUACCCUGGCCUCACACAGGCACUGUAGGAUCCCCAAGCUGGUCCAGAGGAUCAACUCCAUUUACUGCACUAAACGUGGGAAGAAGAGGUUGAAGAAGCUGACCAUGUCCAAUGUUGAGACUGCAUCUCUGAGAGAUGACAACAGUGAGAGUGAGAGCGACUCUGACGACAGGUUCAAAGCUCACACCCAGAGGUUGUUGAAACUGCAGUCCAUCCUUCGACGGGCCCCCAGCUACCGCACACUGGAGCUGCAGCUCAUUGAGUGGCAGGAGAGAGAACUCUUUGAGUAUUUUGUGGUUGUUUCUCUAAAAAAGAAACCCAGCAAGAACUCCUACUCCCCAGAGGUCACCUACCAGUUCCCCAAGCUAGAGAGGCCCACCAAGCAGAUGAGGGAGGCCGAACAGAGACUCAAAGCCAUUCCUCAGUUCUGUUUCCCAGAUGCAAAAGACUGGAGUCCUGUGUCUGAGUACACCAGUGAGACUUUCUCCUUCAUGUUGACUGGAGAGGACGGCAGCAGGAGGUUUGGGUACUGCAGACGCCUGCUGCCGACUGGGAAAGGGCCGCGCCUUCCAGAGGUGUACUGUGUCAUCAGCAGACUGGGCUGUUUUGACUUGUUCUCCACGAUCUUGGAUGAGGUGGAGCGGCGGCGAGGUGUCUCGGCAGCCCUGGUCUACCCCUUCAUGAGAAGUCUGAUGGAGUCGCCCUUCCCUGCACCAGGGAAGAUUAUCAAAGUGAAGACCUUUCUGCCCGGUGCAGGAAAUGAGGUCAUUGAGCUGAGGCGGCCCACUGACUCCAGACUGGAGCACGUGGACUUUGACAGUCUGUUCAGUUGCCUCGGUGUACGGCAGGUGAUUCGAGUCUUUGCCUCGCUGCUGCUGGAGCGGAGAGUCAUCUUUGUGGCCGAUAAACUCAGUACCCUGUCCAGCUGCAUGCAUGCAGUGGUGGCGCUGCUCUACCCCUUCUCCUGGCAACACACCUUCAUCCCUGUGCUGCCAGGGUCCAUGUUGGAUAUUGUUUGCUGUCCCACUCCCUUCCUGGUGGGGCUCCUGUCCAGUUCUUUGCCUAAGCUUAAGGAGUUGCCUGUGGAAGAGGCUUUAAUGGUUGAUCUGGGAACUGACCGAUUCAUCCGACAGAUGGACGACGAGGCCUCGCUGUUGCCGCGGAAACUUCAGGCAGCUCUUGAGCAAGCGCUGGAGCAGAGGAAUGACAUCAUCAAUCAGGACUCUGACAGCGAGUCAGACGAAGAGUAUAACUCCUUGAAUAGCCUGGUGUCAGAGGCCUUCAUCCGCUUCUUCCUGGAGACCAUCGGCCAUUAUUCCCUGUUUAUUACUCAGAAUGAGCGCGGAGAGCGCGUUCUCCAAAGAGAGGCCUUCCGCAAGUCAGUGGCUUCUAAAAGCAUCCGUCGUUUCCUCGGUGUCUUCAUGGAGUCUCAGAUGUUUGCAGGGUUCAUUCAGGAUCGGGAGCUGAGGAAGACCCGGGCAAAAGGUCUGUUUGAGCAGAGGGUCGACCAGUAUCUGGAGGAGUUGCCAGACACAGAGCAGAGUGGAGUCAACAAGUUUUUGAAAGGCCUUGGAAGUAAAAUGAAGUUUCUCCACAAAAAGAACUGAGGGGAAAUCAUCCAGUCAUACAAGAACCUGAAGACCUGAUGUCUCAAGUCUCUGCAUUACAAUGAUUCUCACUUUUGUCAACUUUUUUUUAAUGUAAACAUGUACAUAUUAUUUCACUGUAAGCUGGCUGUGAUACUCUUCAGUGUAUGUUUAUAGUACCUUAUGAGAUAGUGAUAGCAGGACGGUACACAGCGAGUGAGCCGUAGAGUAACCACUGAUGUCCAGGUGUGCUUGUAAAGAGUGUUAUCAGAGUGUGUGAGUGUAUGUGACUUGACAUGGGCAUAGAUGUACAGUUCAUAUGUUCUCAUUCUGCAUUAUUUUCACGACAGUAUUUCUCUGUUUAAGGAGUGUAAAACCUAUUCGAAAACUGUACAUGCAUCAAGACAAUGAAGAAAAUGAGUGUAACUCUUCAGAGUCUUUUGCUAUCUUUUAUUAAAAAAUGGUAGUUAAAAUGCUUCAAA
Molecule: messenger RNA, 4247 nt
Organism: Dicentrarchus labrax (European seabass)
Lineage: Eukaryota; Metazoa; Chordata; Actinopteri; Moronidae
Gene: dennd2b
Product: DENN domain containing 2B
Exons: 21
Coding region: 316-3786 (1156 amino acids)
Biological process (GO): positive regulation of ERK1 and ERK2 cascade
Source: RefSeq, a predicted model, not a curated record